GCAACCCAGUAUACUGACACAACUCAUUUAUUAGAUAAUGUUGUCACCCCAUGGCCCAAGCUGAGAGGAAGUGGGGGUUCUGCAGUCACCACAAAAUGUGAAUCCCACAUCAGAGGUAACGUUAUGUGUCAUUUGAUGGUGCAUGAUCAGUCUAUUUAAAGCUUGUAAUAGCAGGCGGGGCGGCGGGGGAGGGGGUCUAUGCAGAUGAUCAGCAUAGGGUCUGCAGCGUGCAAGGAGAGACCUUAACCCCAGGCCACAGUCCUGAUGAAAUAAUAAUAAUAAUAAUAAUAAUAAUAAUAAUGCAUAUAUUCCCUUUUCCUUUUCCUUCCCCUUCCUCAUUUAUUUCCCACAACAACCCCAUGAGGUAGAUUAGACUGAGAGUCAGUGACUGGCCCACAAUCACCCAGUAAGCUUCACGGCUGAGGGGGGAUUUGAACCUGGGUCUGCCAGGUCCUAGUCCAACACUCUAACCACUACACCACACUCGCUCCCAAGUUGUUGGCAUGGGAAGAAGCUGCUCUUGGUGGAGUGGAUAUAUUGUACAUUCACAAAGUGGUAAUAGGACAGUGUGUGAGCUUUUUAUUGUGAUACCUGCGUUUCGAAUAUUCACAUACAUUACAUUGUAAUUCAGAAAGGCCCUUGCCUCAUUGGUAGCACUUCUGGUUAGGAUUCAGAAAGUCUCGGGUUUCUUAUCUCGCAUCUCCAGGCAAGGGUGGGAAAGACUCCACUCUGAAACCCUGCAGCAAGGGUAGUCCAUAUGACGCUCUCCUGAUGUUGGCAGACUACAGCUCCCAUCACCCCACACCAUUGCCAUGCUUGCUGGAGCUCAUGGGGGUUGGAGUCAAAUAGCAUCCAAAAGUCACCACCACAUUGACUACUUCUGCCCAGGAGCCUUGCUGUCAGUCAAUGUGCAGACCAAACUGAGUCAGGUUAGCCAAUGGUCUGAUCUGUUAUAUGGUAGCUUCUUAGGUUCCUAACUUGUAAUCAUCACAGCAGCCUCAUAAAGUUUCCACCACAGAGGAAACUCAAGGCCUAGAUUUUUUUAAAAACAAAACAAAACACCACCACAAAACCUUAAAAGUCUUACAGGUUUGUUUUUCUCCUGAAAUGAAUUAUCCUGAGUGAAAAACAAGAUGUCAGUUCAGGCAGAGCUGUCUUCCCAGACUGUCUUCUUUUUAAGACGAGUAAAAUAAUGGUGUUCAGCCAGAGCUUGAGGGGAUACACUUUAUUAGGAAAGGGCUUUAAGGUGGUUUUUCUCUAAUUGUCUUGCCUCUCUCUCUCUAAAAACUACAUCUAUCAACAUUCAGUCCACCCUAUUCUGGGUUCUGGUGUUAAGCACUUCAGUCAGGGAAUUGUAUUAGAGGUUUUCAGAAAGUACUAGCAACAAUGCAUAUUUUUAUUUUUAUUUUUUUAAAGCAUUCCUACCAUGAUCUUCAGCUGGAAAGGCUCCCAGAGCACCAGAUUAAUUAAAGAAAGACCAUCCCUCACCUCAGACAGCCCCUGAACUAUAAUGUAGAAGACACAACACAAAAAGAAAGAAAAGCUCUCAUAAUUACCAAUAUACAGUUUUAUACAGGGAUGCGGGUGGCGCUGUGGGUAAAAGCCUCAGCGCCUAGGACUUGCCGAUCGAAAGGUCGGCAGUUCGAAUCCCCACGGCGGGGUGCGCUCCCGUCGCUCGGUCCCAGCGCCUGCCAACCUAGCAGUUCGAAAGCACCCCCGGGUGCAAGUAGAUAAAUAGGGACCGCUUACUAGUGGGAAGGCAAACGGCGUUCCAUGUGCUGCGCUGGCUCGCCAGAUGCAGCUUGUCACGCUGGCCACGUGACCCGGAAGUGUCUGUGGACAGCGCUGGCUCCCGGCCUAUAGAGUGAGAUGAGCGCACAACCCUAGAGUCUGGCAAGACUGGCCCAUACGGGCAGGGGUACCUUUACCUUUACUACAGUUUUAUACAUUGACCAGUAGCAAAGGACUAUAGCUUAGUGUUAGAGCAUCUGCUUUGCAUGCAGAAGUUUUGAUAACCAGCACGUCCAGGUAGGGUUGAAAUUGCCCCCUGCCCAAAACUCUGGAGAGCUACUGCCAGUCAGUGUAGACAGUUCUGAGCUGCAUGGACUAAGGGUCUGUCUCGAUAUAAUGCAGCUUCCUAUGUUACUCAUGAAAACAGUUCAGGGAGAGGAGGAGCCAAAUAAAUAGAGAUGGUGUCUCAGCCGAGCUCUAUAGCCCCAUCUCUUCCCUCUGCUGCAGCCAGAUGGAAUGUUAAAGGAGGAGCCACAGGGAAGGGAUCUCUUUGGAGAACCAAUGGUGGAUCCCUCCUUCCCACCUGUACUUCAGCCUGAUGGAAUAGCGGGUGCUGGGUGACAGCCUGUGUGUGUGUUCUGGGUUGCUCAAUGGCACAGAAACUGUUAACUUUCUAAGGUUUAAUAUUUUAUUAUGUUUUUAUAUAUGUGGCAGGGUACAAAUUUAUUACAGUCGUACCAUGGAAGUCUAAUGGAAUUCAUUCCGGAAGUCCGUUAAACUUCCAAAACGGUCAAAAAUCAAAGCGCGGCUUCUGAUUGGCUGCAGGAAGCUCCUGCAGCCAAUCGGAAGCCACGGAAGCUCCGUCAGACGCUCAGCUUUCAAAAGAACGUUAAAAAACCGGAACAGUCACUUUUGGAUUUCGAUUAUUCGGGAGCCAAAAUGUUGGAGAACUAGGCUGUUCGACUUCCAAGGUACAACUGUAUUAUUAUUAUUAUUAUUAUUAUUAUUAUUAUUAUUAAACUGCUAGCUGCAAGGCUUGUUGAACUACAAAAUGCACAAACAGCAAGACACAUGUUGCCCAUGUAUUAUGGUUGCCAUACCUCCUUAAAGCACAUACCUCCUUAAAAACAUCUGUUUUUAAAUACAUGGGGUUUUUUAAAGUAUACAAAAGUCUUGUGGAAACCAGUCUGAGUUCUCUGCAUAAGCAUCUGAAAAUUCAUCAUGUUCAGCAAAAUGCCUUAAUGUGUCUUAAUAUAAGCAAGUAAAAAAACCAACCAACCAACCAGACCAUAAAUACUGUACCAUGCAACAAUGCCCAGCUAACAGCACAUCAGGUAGAUUCUUCAACACCAGAAUUAAAUUGGGUAAAUUCCUUACUACCAUGUUCAUCCUGCUUCCAUGUGGCUUCCACUACUUUUAACACUUUUGCUUACUUGAAGGAAUAUACAGGAUGAUCCACAGAUAAGGAAUCUACAGUCGGCAAAUGGAAGAGGGUGACGGCGCUAGAAACUCAGUUGAGCAGCCCCAAACUAUCCAGAAUGUACACAUAGUAACAACACAGGAAGGGCAGUCUACUCAUCCUUCUGGCAGCCAGAGAACUACUGCUGAACACCCAGCCGUGGAUUCCCCAUUGCUACCCCAGGUUCCUGUAGGUGAGAAUCUUACUGGGGAGCGAGCGCAAUGUUCUGCGAGAGGAGAACCAGCUAUACAUCUUCCCCCACCCAUUCAGGAUUCGACACUGGCAACAUGUCAGCACAUUGUUGGUCUCCUUGGACAAAUCACUGAUCAGCGUGAGUACGAGGUGCUUUGAUUAGGUACCACACCAUUUCAUUUGCUUGCCUCCUCCAAAUCCAAAGAGGCUUUUGGUCUGGUUUCAAUUGGAGACACAUCUCACAUAUCCCUGGAAAAGUUCUAGAACAUUCUACCAGUUUCCAUUGAUGCUCCUUAAGAGGUUCCUCUGGAUUUCACAAAGUGCAUCAGGGUCUUAAAUAACAACAACAACAACAAUUUAUUAUUUAUACUCCGCCCAUCUGGCUGAGUUUCUGGGCAGCUUCCAACAAAAUAUUAAAAUACAAUAGUACUUCAGGUACUAAAAGCUUCCCUAAACAGGGCUGCCUUCAGAUGUCUUCUGAAAGUUUGGUAGUUGUUGUUUUCUUUGAUAUCUGGUGGGAGGGUGUUACACAGGACGGGCACCACUACCGAGAAGGCCCUUUGCCUGGUUCGCUGUAACUUCGUUUCUCUCAGUGAGGGAACUGCCAGGCAGCCCUCAGCGCUGGAUCUCAGUGUCCAGGCAGAACGAUGGGGGUGGAGAUGCUUAUUCAGGUAUAAUGGACCGAGGACGUUUAGGGCUUUAAAGGUCAGCACCAACACUUUGACUUGUGCUCAGAAAUGUACUGGGAGCCAAUGUAGGUCUUUCAAGACCGGUGUUAUGUGGUCUCGGCAGCCACUCCCAGUCACAAGUCUAGCUGCCACAUUCUGGAUUAGUUGUAGUUUCAAAGGUAGCCCCACGUCCCCACGUAGAGCGCAUUGCAGUAGUCCAAGCAGGAGAUAACCAGAGCAUGCACCACUCUGGCAAGACAAUCUGCGGACAGGUAGGGUCUCAGCCUGCAUAUCAGAUGGAGCUGGUAAACAGCUGCCCUGGACACAGAAUUGACCUGCGCCUCCAUGGACAGCUGCGAGUCCAAAAUGACUCCCAGGCUGCACACCUGGUCCUUCAGGGGCACAGUUACCCCAUUCAGGACCAGGAAGUCCUCCACUCCUGCCCGCCUCCUGACUCCUAAAAACAGUACUUCUGUCUUGUCAGGAUUCAACCUCAAUCUGUUAGCCUGUUAGACUAUUAAUAUAGUCCAUUCUCACACAUGGUCAUUUGAAAACAAAAAGGGGUUACAUAUGUAAUACCAAGAGGCCUGUGUUAGCUGGCAGCUAACCUUCAUACCUUGCUGUGUGGAGGGGGGAUGAGUUUAAGGAGUAUCGUUCACCGUUUCUGCUUCUACUGGGCUUGGCUAUUUGAUGGAAUCACAGUCUUAUUUGCUGAAGGAAUAUAACUGACUGUGCAACGCCCUGUCUUCUUGGCAGAGGACGGCAUCAUGAGAGAACUGCGGGUCAUGCGCAGAGAGAUGCGGCUUUUGAAAGGUGAACAGCGCCGGACCACUGCCAGAGUAGUCUCCGUGGCACAUGCCUUUGAAGCAUUCAAGGAACAGUUUCAGUGGCAACAGGGUUGAAGUCACGUGAUUCCUUCCUAUGCAUGCACCUUCAGCCAACCAUUCAGAACUUUUGGGUGCUUCCCUUUCUCCAUGGAUGUUGUUCAGCCAUGUUUAUUAAAAUCUUCACUGUACAAA
Podarcis lilfordi (Lilford's wall lizard) is the source of this 5069-nucleotide messenger RNA. Lineage: Eukaryota; Metazoa; Chordata; Lepidosauria; Squamata; Lacertidae. The record is from the annotation of a GenBank genome assembly.